Syzygium oleosum is the source of this 752-nucleotide messenger RNA. Its product is annotated as 2S seed storage albumin protein-like. The transcript has a single exon. Gene Ontology annotation, molecular function: nutrient reservoir activity. NCBI's taxonomy places the organism in Eukaryota, Viridiplantae, Streptophyta, Magnoliopsida, Myrtales, Myrtaceae. The record is from RefSeq and is a predicted model, not a curated record. Bases 72 to 515 code for a protein of 147 amino acids.
AGCAACAAAACCAUAUAUCAGAUAUCAAAGAUUUCUCUCUCUCUGUCUUUCUCACUCCUUUGUGACAAACAAUGGCGAAGCUUGCAACCCUGGCAGCGAUCUUUGCGGCCUUCCUGCUGAUGUCCCAUGUCGUUGAGGCCCACUGGACCACGAUAACCAGCGUCGAGAUCGACGAGGAUGGGGAUGGCCCUAGGAGAGGCGGGAGCUGCCGCGAGCAGCUCCAGAGGCAAGAUCUCAACCGCUGCGAGCAGCUGUUCGGGGACAUCGCCCAUGGCCGCCGAGGGGGCAGCGAGAGGGAGCGAAUGGAGUCGUCGGAGAACCUGAGGCCGUGCUGCGAGCAGCUCAGGCAGGUGCAGGAGGGGUGCCGGUGCGAGGGGAUAAGGCGGAUCGUGAGGGAGCAGCAGGGCGAGUUCAGAGGCAAGGGGAGCCACGAGGUGGCGAGGUCGGCUCGGCGCUUGCCUUCGACUUGUGGGGUUGCUCCUCAGUACUGUGAGAUCAGAGCCGCUUGGUACUGAGCCGUUUCCGGCUUAGGAGAUGGAAAAUGAUUCAUGAGAUGUUAAUAAUGUGCAGUUCACUCUAGUUCUCUUGGUUUAGAGUAAUUAGAGUGUAGGAGAGAGUUCUAAAUUUAUCCGCGCAAUCAUUCAGGGUUUUCAUUUGGGUCGGUUCUCGAGUUUUUCUGAGGAUUUUGCAGGUUCUCAUGUAAUAAAAGUCCUUUCAAAAUUAUCUUAUUAAUCAGUCUUCGUUAAUGUUAA